Crotalus tigris (Tiger rattlesnake) is the source of this 4058-nucleotide messenger RNA. RefSeq names its product cytochrome P450 4F22. The record is from RefSeq and is a predicted model, not a curated record. Gene Ontology annotation, molecular function: oxidoreductase activity, acting on paired donors, with incorporation or reduction of molecular oxygen; iron ion binding; heme binding. The coding region runs from base 160 to 1743 and encodes 527 amino acids. The transcript has 13 exons. Lineage: Eukaryota; Metazoa; Chordata; Lepidosauria; Squamata; Viperidae.
UUCAAACCAGCUUUCCUUGCGGAGUGAAACGGCACGGCGGAGGCUACAGGCUGUGGUGAUCCCCGGUUAGCUUGCUCAACAUGUUUUUGAGGCUGCUUACCAUCUGGAGGACAUAAAGAAGGAAACAGCCAGGAGUAAAUAAAGUGUUGUACGGUAAGAAUGUUGCCCCUCACAGACUUGUUGCUAGAGAAACUGGCUGUGGAGAAAACCUUGUUCCGAACCAUGGUUAUCUCCAGCCUGCUGCUAUGCCUGCUGGCCUUCCUCAUCCAUCAGUGUUUAAAGGCCUUUGACAUCUGCUACUGUUAUUAUGUCAACUGCCAAAGACUACGCAGUUUCCCACAGCCGCCUCACUGCAAUUGGUUCCUAGGCCACAUGGGAAUGAUUCCACCCACUGAAGAGGGAUUGGCCAAAUUGGUCCAGAUUGUAAGCACCUUCUCCCCGACAUUUAUGGUAUGGAUGGGGCCCUUCCUGCCAGUCUUGUCCUUGGUUCAUCCUGAUUAUAUCAAGCAAGUUAUGACGGCAUCAGCCGAUACUGCUCCCAAGGACAAAUUCUUCUAUAGCUUCCUGAAGCCCUGGCUUGGAGAUGGAUUAUUACUGAGCAGUGGGACAAAGUGGGCACGACACCGGCGUUUGCUCACUCCUGCCUUUCAUUUUGAUAUCCUGAAGCCUUAUGUGAAAAUCUUCAAUCAGAGUACAGACAUCAUGCAUGACAAGUGGCACAAACUAAUCUCAGCAGGUCCUGUUUCUCUUGACAUGUUUAAGCACAUCAGCCUCAUGACUCUAGAUAGCUUGCAGAAAUGUGUUUUCAGCUCUAAUAGCAACUGUCAAGAGAAAUCAAGUGACUAUAUUAUGGCCAUCUUGGAACUCAGUUCCCUUGUCGUGCAGCGGCAAACUAAACUGUAUCUGCAAUCUGACUGGGUUUACUACCUGACAUCCCAGGGCCGCCGUUUCCGUCGUUCAUGUGAAAUUGUGCAUCAUUUCACAGAGAAUGUAAUUCAGGAACGGCGAAUGGCGCUUAACCGUUUGGGCCAGAAUGCCUGGCUCACAUCCAAGCAGGGCAAAACCAUUGACUUCAUUGAUGUUUUGUUAUUGGCCAAGGAUGAAGAGGAUCAACAUUUGUCCGAUGAAGACAUAGCAGCUGAAGUUGACACAUUUAUGUUUGAAGGCCAUGACACUACAGCAAGUGGCUUGUCCUGGAUUCUAUACAAUCUCGCUCAAAACCCCAAGUAUCAAGACCAAUGUCGGACAGAGAUUCAGGAUCUGCUGCAGGAGCGAGAAAGAAAAGAAAUUGAAUGGAAAGAUCUCUCCCUCAUGCCCUUCACCACCAUGUGCAUCAAAGAGAGCCUGCGCCUGCACCCUCCAGUCACAACCAUAUCUCGACGCUGCACUGAAGAUGUGAACCUUCCCGAUGGACGAGUUAUCCCUAAAGGGAACAUCUGCCUGAUCAGUAUCUUUGGGACCCAUCACAAUCCUGCUGUAUGGCCAGAGCCUGAGGUCUAUAACCCAUAUCGCUUUGAUUCAGCACAUCAUCCACUAGCUUUUGUGCCCUUUUCUGCAGGACCAAGGAACUGCAUUGGGCAGAACUUUGCCAUGGCAGAGAUGAAGGUGACCCUGGCACUGACAUUAUUGAGGUUUGUGGUGCGGUUGGAUGAGAGCCGACCUGUACGGCGCAAGCCAGAGUUAAUCCUGCGGGCAGAGAAUGGGCUGUGGCUGCAAAUGGAACCAAUCCAUGCUGAAUCUUGAUCAGAAGUUCUAUAUAGAAUUUGCUGGUCUACAACCUGGCAUCUAUAUUGUAAUGCACCAAGAGGACUUUUGAUCAGAGAUGCUUUUUGCUUCUAGCUUUGUAGAAGGCAGGAUAGAUUUAUUUUGCACACAUUUUUCCAUCGCUGUUUCUAUGUUUCCUAGUCUACUAAUUGCUGCUUAGACCUAGUUUAUUGCUUUGCUACCAUGAAGAUCUCCAAGAGGUAUUCUAAAUUAAAGCCAUAUGAAAUGAACUUUUGGCUUGGUUUUAAAUAUUUAGAUGAUGGGAUGCCUAUAGUAUAGAAUCAAACUUCCAGGUUUUCAAAAAAAGAUUGGACAGUCAUUUAGAAUUGUCUGGGAUGCAAUAUGGUCUCCUGCCUUGGGCAGGUCUAGAAGAUUACCAAGGUCUCUUCCAGCCCUAUGAUUUUAUGAUUCUAAGCUAUUCAAUGACAACUGUCUACAAAACUAUAGCCCAAGAAUUCCAGCACAAAAACAAAUGCAUUCUGAAUAUUCCAAACAUCAUCUAGGUUGGCUUUCCAUGCUGCGCUUUUAUGUACUGCUAUUAACAUUCUAUCCCUUCCAAGGGGAAUUUCUAAUCCUUUCUAACAAAAGCAAUUUCCAUUCUGGAAAAUCGUCUCCACCGUGAGGAAAGUAGAAGAAGGAAGGAGUAUUAAGUAUGCUCACCACCUUGAGUUAUUGUAAAAAUAAUAAAGGUGGGAUACAAAUACUUAGACAAAUAAACAAAUAUAAAGUUUCACAUAGGUGUGAUGAUUCAGUCUAUUUUACUCUAGUUUAAUUCAUAUUUUAUUCAUGCCUUGAUAACCCAUUUUUAUUCAUGUAUUGUUUUAUUUAGCACAUAGAUAUUGGAGGCCAUAGUAAUAAAUGAAAACCAGGCUUCCUGCCUUCUUCCCUUGGAAUGCCUACUCACCACGGGGAUUGAUGAGAUUAGGUACCAAGUUAUUUAGAAAUUCUUUUAGUGUAGAAAUGUUAUUGAUAAGAUAAAGAUCCUUACACAUCUUGUAACCUUUACUUGAACUAGGUUAUUAUGACUAGUGAAAAUGUAUGCAUGAUGUUGCUUUUUAUGAUUAGUUUAUAGCAUUCUAUGUUUCCAUAAUUGUUCCAAACGUGCUUUUUCCAAAAGGCAACUGGACUUUCUUGGUUCAUCCAAGAAAGCUUCUCAUCCAAAAAGCUUCUUUAGUUCUAACUGACUGGUGAGGAAUGGAAGUAUUUAUAUUCUUUGUAGCCAUCUGAGGGUUGGUUGUUAGCUCUCUGAGAGUCAUUGAGACGAGAGUUUAUCUCUAACUUCAGAGUCACCUGAAUCAGAAUGUAAAGGGGUGUGGAACCUUUUCCGGACUACUGAAAGAAUUGUGUUAUAAACAGGAGAAAAGUAGUGUCAUAUUCUUCCCCCUCCAUUGAGGGAAGGCUAUUCAAUUUUAACACAAAUGGCCUCUUUGACACCUCUUUCAAACCUGUGAUCCAUUCUGUCCAGAAUGGAACUUUGUUGUCUUCAAAAGAGUGACCUUUGCUUUCAGGGGCAGAUGCACUGUUGAAUCCUGUCCUGAUGAAUCUGUUCUCCUGUGUUGUCCAUGUGUUUGUGAAAUGGUUAUUUUGUUUACCCAAUGUCUGCACGUCUCACUGCAUUGCACUGCAUAUACUACAUUGUUCUAUUUGUGUCUCGGUAUUUUGUAUUUGGGGUGGACAACCUUCUGUCGUAAUGUAUUCCUGGGUUUAAAGUGUGCAUGUUGGUUGAAAAUCUUCCUAAACUUUUCUGAUAUUCCUGCAACGUAUGAUAUGACAAUAUUGCUCUGUUUGUUUUUGUCUGUUAUGAAGAAGCACCUGCUGGAUCUCUUUGUGGAUUUGAUGAAUGGCUAGUUAGGAUAGCUAUCAGUUCUGAGGGCUUCCUUGAUGUGUGUUUGUUGUUUUCCCUCUUUGCUGGUAGGCAAAGGUGUAGGGUUUCAAUUACUGAGUCUCAGAGAGCUAAUGAACAAUUCUCAGAAUGCUUUCGACCAGAUGGCUGCAAAGAAUAUAAAUCUUUCCAUUUCCCAUCAGUCAGAAAUGGAGAAGCUUCUUGGAAAAGAAGUGAAAUGAUUUCAAAGGAAUAAACAAAUUUCAGUUGCCUUUUGGAAAAAGCACCUUUGGAAUAACCAUGACCUGGAUGAUUGAGAAUCUCCAUAGACAUGCUUCCAUGACUGAUUGACUGCCAUGUAUCUUUUUAAAGUUGUAUAAAAGGAGGUCCAUUCUAAGCAGGAGUCUGCUUAUGUUAGAACUUGCUUCUGAGCAACCUUUUAUUUGCAAAUAAAAGUUUCAAUCCUUUCUAC